CCCUCACCAAUAAAGUAGAAUUAGAACAAGUGUACCUCACUCCAAUUCUUCAAACCCAUAAUUAACUAUUCCUAAACCCAAAAGGCCCUUUUACCUAUACAUACUUUACAUUUUCCAUAUGCACCUAACAUCAUAAGAAACUCAUCUAAUCCUUACAACUCUCAUAUCAAACCAUAACCAAACAUCAUUAAUUCCCUUCAAAACCAUACAUGGAUCCUCAAAGUAAACUACAACUAAGGAUCCUUUAUUGGAUCUUAUUACUUGUUUGUGUUACUAAUACUCUUCCAAUCAAAGCUUUAGAACCAAGGAAGCUAGUUGAGAAGUGCACACCAUGUGGUGACAAUCCAAUAUCAUCACCACCUCCAAUAAUAUACAAUUCACCACCACCAAUUGUGUAUUAUCCAUCACCACCACCACCAUCUCCGCCACCUCCAAUAGUAUACUACUCUCCACCACCACCUUCUCCGAAGAAAUCACCCUCCUCGAAUUGUCCUCCCCCACCGUCGUCGCCAUACAUAUACAUGACCGGACCGCCGGGGAACUUGUAUCCAGUUGAUGUGAACUUCAGUGGCUCAGGAGCAACUCCAGUCGGCCGUGGAAGCUUUGCCGGAUUCUUGCCACUGCUGGUUUGUUUGUUGAGCUUUCUUGCCUUUUGGUGAUUAGUUUGAGAUUAAAAUACUCAAAAUAUGAGUAGAAGAUAAUACAUAUAUAUAAGGUAAUGGGGAAGAGAAAUUAUAUUAGUGUUUAAUAUGUUCUAUAUGUGAUCCCAAUUUGUUGAUCAUAUAUAUAUUUAUUUCCAUGUCUACUUUUCUUCAUGUGUAGUUUCGUUGAUCCAAUAAACUUUCUUCUGUACCAUAGAGAAAGUAAUAAAUUUAUGAAGUCUUUUCUUAA
Messenger RNA from Lathyrus oleraceus (garden pea), 891 nucleotides. RefSeq names its product extensin-1. The record is from RefSeq and is a predicted model, not a curated record. The transcript has a single exon. Bases 210 to 659 code for a protein of 149 amino acids. NCBI's taxonomy places the organism in Eukaryota, Viridiplantae, Streptophyta, Magnoliopsida, Fabales, Fabaceae.